GCUCCUCCUCCUCCUCCUCCUCCUCCUCCUCCGCGCGCUCCAGACCCGCGGCCACAUCAGCGGGACUCGAGCCUCCUCUCUCCGGCCACCGGCGCGGUUCCUCCGUCACUCCGUCUGUCUCCUCCACCCGCGGCCCGAGGGAUUACAAAACAGGGGAGGACGGAGGAGGUGACGGAGCAGUCCCGUUAACAAACAAAAAAAAAAAAAAAAAAAGAAAGAAAAGUUUAAAGUGUUGCAAGGAGAGAAUCGGUGUCGCCUCCGCCUCCGGUGCUCCGUCCUGCCGGUGCUCGGCGAGCGGCUCUCCCGCCUCGGAGGCCAUGGGCUGCGGCUUGCGCAAACUGGAAGACCCGGAGGACAGCACGCCGGGGAAGAUCUACUCCACCCUGAAGAGACCGCAGGUGGAGACCAAGACGGAGACGGUGUACGAGUACGUGCUGCUCGACUUCAGCCUGGAAGGUAGUCGUCCCACGGUGCAAUAUGUGGCGUCGCUGUCCGAGCUGCCGCAGGCGCUGCAGCCCUACUACACCCAAGGCUACGUCCUGACCGCCCUGCACCCCAUCAUCCUGUCUGUGGGUCGAACCCGCUCGCUCCCCUUCAGCCUGCUCUACCGAGCCAUCCUGGCCCGUCCCAGAUCCAGUAAGCAGAUGGCGUCCAUGUGUCACAGCGCGCCCGUGCUGAAGGUGGAGGAGUGGCCGCUACCUGGAGACUCGCUGACGGGCGACACGGUGCGAGCCCUCAUCGACCGGGUGAACAGCAGCGCCCGCGGGGGCGUUCGAUUCGUCGGCUCGGUCCUCCAGCAGGUGAGCGGUGUCACCAACGGCCGCGUGCACAGUCCCAAGAGGAGCUGCCGCUCCCCGCCGCGCACGCCGCCGCGCACGCCGCCCGGAGACGGACGGCCGGAGGAAAACACCUACAGUCCAGACUUGAGGUUGCUGGUGUUCUUCCACGCCUGGGCUCCGGGCUGCGCUCCGCUCGACUCGCUGGCCUGUCAGUACCACCAGGGGGCGCUCUCCAUGCGCGUCUCCAGGAAGGGCCAGGUGGUCAGCUCCCUGGAGGCCGAUUGGCUGGAGCUGACCGCCGCCUACUACCGCCGAGGCUGGUCGCUGGUGGACUCCUUCGUCUACUGGGACACGCCCAAAGGGGAGCCGGUCCCCAGAUCGCUGGAGGGACUGUUUGUGUACGAGGAGAGAAGCACCGCUCCCCCCGCCAACGACACCAUUGUGGUCGAGCAGUGGACCGUCAUCGAGGGCACCAAUGUGAAAACCGACUACGGGCCUCUGCUUCACACUCUGGCCGAGUUCGGGUGGCUGCUGACGUGCGUGCUGCCGACCCCCAUCAUCCGUCACGACAGCGAUGGGAAUCUGGCCACCAAGCAGGUGGUGUUCCUCCAGCGGCCGGUCAGAGGUCCGGCGUCGUCGGGACAACCGAGGAACCAGGCUUCAUCCGUGCACGGUGACGUGUCCCGUCGCUCCGUGAGCCGGGCGGUCAGCCGCCCCGUCCCUCCGCAGGACGAGGAGGAGCCUCUGUCUCCCGCCGCAGGGGGCAUCGGGGGAUUCCCGGUGUUCGGAGGGGGGUACGCCGGUGCGCUGUCCCACCUGGAGGAGGGUGGCUUUGAGCAGGAAGAGGGCAAAGCUGAGGUCACCUGCAUGUGAUUAAAAACCUCGUUGGAUUCCAGACUUCCAAUCCAGAAGAACUCGGCACUUUCAAAAGUUUUUAAUAGCCAUAAUGAGGAUGAGGGAGACACUUAGAGCACAUUUAAAUUCACCUUUUUGUUGGUCCUGGGAAAUCACAGGGGCAGAUUUCUGCACACCGGUGGUGAAAUGAGGGAAAGGGACUCGACUCUUCGAUCCAGCUCGCAUGUCUUUCUAUUUGAAUUAGAUCAGUUUCACAUUUUUUUUUUAACACCCAUUUGUGUUUUAUUUUUCCUCACGUCCCACUAAAGUUACAGCUCAUCCCCUCUCCUCCGACUGGAUGUGAAUAUUUGAGUUUUAUUUGUAUACAGACAGUAUUUAUCCAAGGAGGGUUUUAAAGCUUCAGUUGUGUCAAUGAAAACAUCUUAAUGUUUUUUUUUUUAAUGGUACUGCUGAUUGGACAGAAAGGAGUCUACAAGACCGCUUUAACUAGUCUCUGCUGCAGACUACAGGCUACAUUAGCCCCUGAACCUGUGACGCAACUGUCCCGUUGCAUCGUGGGUAAUGUUGGAGUAUGGUUUAGAACUUGUGGUUCUACUUUUGUUUUGUAAAACUUAAAUCUGCAGGCCUUUUUACAAUGGAAUGGAUUUUUUUCUAAAGACGCAGCGCUGUUGUAAAUAUCUUGGAUUUUAGCAUGUUUAAAAUCAAACGUAUUCCAAUAACAUGUAAAAACACUUUGAUCCACAUGUAUUUUUCUUCAAUUUACCAGAGUAUAUUAAAUGUCAGUAUUAACAUUCCA
Messenger RNA from Gasterosteus aculeatus aculeatus (three-spined stickleback), 2430 nucleotides. RefSeq names its product raftlin family member 2 (gene rftn2). The record is from RefSeq and is a predicted model, not a curated record. NCBI's taxonomy places the organism in Eukaryota, Metazoa, Chordata, Actinopteri, Perciformes, Gasterosteidae.